CUCACCGUCGUUCAGUGAGACACGAAGCCGAGCAGAGUCCUGCUCUGUGUUCGAUCCCAGGCGGUGCAGUGUUUGGCCCGUACAUUCCUCCGCACGAUAACGGGAUGAAAAUACAGCGUCUGCGGUGAUGAGAGUCUCUGCAAGGGCCACAAAAGACCGGAACUGACCAGCGCCGAGGAAACCAUCAAUGUUGGACUCUCCUACUGCUGAGCACUAGCCACAGCCACACUGGAAGGCGACUUUCGUAAGCACCCAAGAUGAUGAGUUCUAGUGACAUCGACGUUCGAGGUGAAGGGUCCUUGUUCUCCGAUCAUAACCCUUCAGAGAUGGAUGCCUUGUGUCCAUCGCCAGGUCCAGCCAGACCACAACGCGACUAUGAGCGGUUAGGGGGGCGAACAGGGACCUCUUUUUUUCAGACCCUGAUCCACUUGCUAAAGGGAAACAUCGGCACCGGGCUGCUGGGCCUCCCUCUGGCGGUGAAGAAUGCAGGCCUGGUGGUUGGACCAGUCAGUCUCUUCUGUAUGGGCAUCAUCGCUGUCCACUGUAUGCGGCUGCUGGUCGACUGCUCUCACCACCUGAGUGCAAAGAUCAGCCGACCAUCGCUGACCUAUGGCGAGGCGGUCCAGUAUGGGAUGGAAAAUGUAUCGUGGCUGAGGCGGCACGCCCACUGGGGAAAACGGACGGUAAAUUUAUUUCUCAUCAUCACCCAGCUGGGAUUCUGCUGUGUUUACUUCGUCUUCCUCAGCGAUAACAUCAAGCAGGUUGUAGAAAAAGCCAACUCCACCACCUUCAACUGCCACAUUAACCACACAAACCAGACAGACAUUUUGGUGCCGAGCUUCGACUCCAGAAUCUACAUGCUCUGCUUCCUGCCCGCCUUCAUCCUCCUGGUCUUCACGCCCAACCUGAAGUACCUGGCCCCUCUGUCCCUGAUAGCCAACCUGGUCAUGACCGCCUCUCUCAUCCUCAUCUACUUCUACUCCCUCGGGCACAUCCACUUCCCCAUCGAUCUGCCUGCAGUGGGAAGACUAAAAGACUACCCCCUCUUCUUCGGGACGGCCAUCUUCGCUUUUGAAGGAAUCGGCGUGGUUCUUCCGCUGGAAAACAAGAUGCAGAAGCCGCAAAGCUUUUCCACCGUCCUGUAUGUGGGCAUGGGCAUCGUCACGUUCCUGUACAUCAGCCUCGGCACUAUUGGAUACAUGUGUUUCGGGGCAAACAUCGGCGGCAGCAUCACGCUAAACCUUCCAAACUGCUGGACCUACCAGGCUGUGAUGCUUCUCUACUGCUUUGGUAUUUUCAUCACAUUCGCCCUGCAGUUCUACGUUCCCGCCGAGAUCCUCAUCCCGCCGGUGGUGGCCCGCGUGUCGGGGAGGUGGCAGACUGCGGUGGACCUGUCGCUGCGCACCUUGCUGGUCAUAUUUACAUGCGCCCUCGCCAUCCUGAUCCCGGAGCUGGACCUGGUCAUCUCCCUGGUGGGCUCGGUGAGCAGCAGUUUCCUGGCGCUCAUCUUCCCGCCACUCCUGCAGCUCUUCACGUUCCACACGGAGGACCUGUCGCCGCUGGUCUACAUCAAGAACAGUGCCAUCAGCCUGGUGGGGCUGAUCGGCUUCCUCACCGGCACCUACAUGGCCAUCGUGGAAAUCAUUGCCCGCAACGCCCUGAAGAAGGAGGGCACCCCGACCGACUACAUGGUGCAGUGAGGACCACCAGAGGGGAAUCGGACCAAGGACUUCCUUUCCUCCUGUCCUGGUAGAAAACAUCCUAUCGCUUUUGGUGUUCGUGCAGCGCCAUUUUUACCGCCACCUGGACAUGACCUUUUUUUUAUGAGACACCGAAUGAAGCGUUCUCUUAAUUUAGCUCUUGAUCUUAGUCAAAGAAUCAAACUACCUCACGAUCUGGUAUCAAUUCUUUGAAAGGUUUUGCUUGUUUUAUUACCCAGCACACUGUCGCUGACGCACUUUGAUUCAUGCCUUACUCAGCAGACAGUUAUUUUAGCUCCCACUUUUUUUUUUUUUUUUUUUUUUUUUUUUUUAUCGAAGACAGUCAUUUUGACUGAUCAUUUAAAAAGGGAUGAUGUGCUGAGCAAGCAUUUUUAAGAUUGGAAAAGGUGCAGUUGUGAGCACCGGGAUGAAAAAACUAACCAGGAUGAAGAACAUUUCGGAGAGAAAUGUAUCGUUUUAAGAUGUUUACAAGGAUGUCGUGUCAAAUCUGGAGAAACACUUUCCGUUUAGUUUAGCCUGAUAACACGCCGUUAAGUGUCGUAACUUGACGUCACCAUGAUAUGUAGAUAAUUGCCAAAAUUUAACUUGCAACAGGUUCUCAGUGCGGCCCGCGUUGUGGGGAGCACUUUUAUUUGUCGCUAAAUACCCAUUUUAUUUCAGUCUCUGUAAAUUGUAGGGUCACUUUGUAUCAUUUGUUGCGACAUCUAUGACUCCGUAAAGACAAACCACAAAGGACUAAAAGGAGUUCCCUUGAUUUUUUUUCCCACGCUGCCGGCACUACACUCCUUUAACUGGCCAGACAGCGGCACCACCAGAGGGCGCCUUUGUCCAGCUGUGGGUUGGUGGGCUUUGCUACAAGUCCUACUUUGGACAAUCCAGCAUUGCUUGUUGCAGAGUCUGGCAUCAUGCCACGCGUCUGAGGGCUGCGACUGUAGCCCCGCAUCAGGCGCCAGUGACGAAAACGUGUGAAAACAUCUCUUUUUAAACAAGCUAAUGCAAUUACUUUGCUUGGAAAAAAUACAUUUUAAGAGAAAAAAAUCAUCCUGUGUUUGCCAAAUUGAUGAUUUUAUUUAAAUAUUUUUGACAUUACGUUUUUAUAAAUCGCAGUUCUACAGUUAUUUUUGCGUUACUGACUUCACAAUGACAUCAAAAAAAAGAAGAAAGAAGCCAAUAAAAUACAUCAUUCAUAGACACCAUUUUGGCACACAAACAUCUCUGAUCAAAGUAAAAUAUUGGACAGAACAUUUGUCUAACUUUUGUAUUCGUAUUUUUCUUUGUUUAAUGAAUGAAAUAACUGUUAAUUUGUUUUUUUUUAAUAAAGUUUUUAGGUCUCCAUCCGCAGCAUGUCGUGCUCCGUUCGUUCAGCUUCUGGGCGACAGUGUCGCUGUCGUGCUUCCAUGUUGUCUCCGGUAUUUAAAAAUAGCAUUUCUGCUUCUGUGGGCGGGAAACAAGCCUCCACCUCGCAGGUGGAGAGGUUGUUGUGUUGCACAUGUAAAUAUUGUCCUUCUGUGUUGUCGUUGUCCAAAUAUCUAAUCAACAAUAGAUCUGCAGGCGUGAGCGUCUCACACUGGACUUGAGAUGAGUAAGCAGUUGAUCAAUAUGUUCAUGACCAGUCGAUCACCCGUCUAUAAUCUGUAAAGGAGUUUUCUAAAUAAAU
Molecule: messenger RNA, 3378 nt
Organism: Synchiropus splendidus (mandarinfish)
Lineage: Eukaryota; Metazoa; Chordata; Actinopteri; Syngnathiformes; Callionymidae
Gene: slc36a1
Product: solute carrier family 36 member 1
Exons: 12
Coding region: 258-1700 (480 amino acids)
Biological process (GO): glycine transport; L-alanine transport; proline transmembrane transport
Cellular component (GO): vacuolar membrane
Molecular function (GO): L-proline transmembrane transporter activity; L-alanine transmembrane transporter activity; glycine transmembrane transporter activity
Source: RefSeq, a predicted model, not a curated record